Messenger RNA from Gamsiella multidivaricata, 1289 nucleotides. RefSeq lists its product as uncharacterized. The transcript has 2 exons. The record is from RefSeq and is a predicted model, not a curated record. Bases 390 to 1217 code for a protein of 275 amino acids. Lineage: Eukaryota; Fungi; Mortierellomycota; Mortierellomycetes; Mortierellales; Mortierellaceae.
GGUUUUUUUACUUUGAUUAAAGAAAAAAAUAAUUAAUUAGAAAAGGGGGGUGUUGACCACGAAUUGAAGAGUCGUGAUCACGACUGCAGCCUGUGGGUAUAACUUGCUUUGCUGCCAACAGGCAGGAGCCAGCACCACGUUUUCUUCUUUAAUUCUCUGCCUUUUGUUCUCCCAUGUUUUUCUGCUGCACACCGGCAUUCCUGAUCUUUAUGAUCUGAUUCUACUCGCUGGCGAACACUUUCUUCACAUUUUUCAAACAAUAAGAGUUCAUACCGCCGAAUUCCCUUGUCAUAAAAGACCUCACUGCGCUCAUUUGUCCCGUCGUCUUUGUUCGCGACUCAGUAGCAACCGAUCCCCCAGAACACCCAUCGUAGCCAGAAUCUUGCAGCAUGGACUUUCUCGAGCAGAAUUCAUCGGGAAAUAUGGCAACCAUAAUCACGACAGGGGACGAUUCUUCAAGACCUAAAUGGGGAUGCUUUCAAUCGACUGCAGCUCUCCCUCAUGCCGGGUCAUGCAAUUCCUUCCCCGACCUAGUUAAUGAACCCAACACCAGUCCUCUAAACUACGCAAAUCUUUGGGAGAUCCAGCUUGAGCUCGGCGAAAUCCCAGAUAUGAUGUCCAACAACCUGCUUGAGCCCUGCUCUCCCUUGUACUUUGCUCGGGGCGAAUCCCGAUCGUCUUUUGCCUCAUCAAGUAAGGAUUACUGCCUCGAUCGAGAUGUAUUGGAAGAUGAACAGGAGGAGUACGACGUGGAAGAGGAGGACGGAGUACUCAUGCUACAUCUAGGUGAGGUUAGCUGCGAGAUAGAGCCUCCUAUGCAAACUGAGGAUAUUCUGCCAUCCAUGUCCUUUCUCGAUCUCAUGGACAUUUUGGGUGCAGGGGUUGGUCAAGCAGAAGACGGAAACGGAGAGGAAGACGAAGAGGAAGAGGACGAGCUGGAAAGGAAGGACUGGAACACAGCCGUGAUUCAUCCUGUCUAUGGAAUGCUGAGAAACCCUCUCGAGGAGCAAGGGGGCGAGUCUCGCCACGACCGCAAGGACAGUGGUGUCUUUGUGCAUAGUGGAGGGGAGGGAUACAUCAUCGAACCAAUGGCCGUACCUGAGGCUGAUCAGAGGCCUUUUCCCAAUGCGGUUGGUUACAAGGAUGCAGGCCGAGAGGGUGUUGUCUAUAGCGCAGCAUAUUCAUCGCUUCAGCGUAUCGCCUCCAGCUUCUCUUGAAUCAUUUGCUUCCUUCAUUAAGGCCAGCCAGUACUGGCUGCCGUUUAUUGUACAUAAUCCGUAAAUACCAAU